Chenopodium quinoa (quinoa) is the source of this 1351-nucleotide messenger RNA. Its product is annotated as probable rhamnogalacturonate lyase B. Gene Ontology annotation, molecular function: carbohydrate binding. Bases 101 to 1018 code for a protein of 305 amino acids. The record is from RefSeq and is a predicted model, not a curated record. NCBI's taxonomy places the organism in Eukaryota, Viridiplantae, Streptophyta, Magnoliopsida, Caryophyllales, Amaranthaceae. The transcript is spliced from 8 exons.
CCUACCCCUCCAUUUUUCUCCUCCAUGCAUACUACUACAACCCUCAGAAAGAGAAAAAGGAGGGUCCAAUUUCAAGUUGAAGGCUAUUGGAAUAUGUUGUAUGAUUUGCCUACGCCAUUACAAGGAGUACAUCUUCAUCUUCUUCAUGUAUCUCAAAACGAAUACUUCAGCAAACAAAGCAUAUGUAGGGCUUGCAGCUCCAGGAGAAGUUGGAUCCUGGCAAAGAGAGAGCAAGGGAUAUCAAUUCUGGACAACAACAGAUGACAAAGGUCAUUUCACCAUAGAAAAUAUACGGCCUGGAAGCUACAAUCUCUAUGGUUGGGUUCCCGGCUUCAUAGGAGAUUACAAAUACAACGACUCAGUUGAUAUAACAGCAGGACAUGCUAUUGAUCUGGGUGAUCUUGUGUAUGAUCAUCCAAGAGACGGACCUAUAUUGUGGGAGAUUGGCAUACCAGAUCGUUCUGCUGCAGAAUUCUUUAUUCCUGAUCCUGAUCCGAGACUUGUCAAUAAACUCUAUCUGACGCGUGACAGGUAUCGACAGUAUGGUUUAUGGCAAAGGUAUACAGAUUUGUAUCCUGACGAAGAUUUAAUUUAUACUGUUAAUGUUAGCAACUAUCAGAAAGAUUGGUUCUUUGCUCAAGUUACUAGGAACGUAAGCAACAUGUAUCAAGGAACGACAUGGCAGAUCAAAUUCCAACUCGAUAAACUCAUCUCCUCUGGAACCUAUUACUUGAGACUAUCACUCGCAUCAGCAACUGAUUCAGAGUUACAGGUUAGGAUUAAUGAUCAACAUGAAAAUCCUCUGUUAUUCACAUCAGGACUAAUAGGGCACGACAACACGAUUGCUAGGCACGGCAUCCAUGGACUAUAUUGGCUUUACAGUGUGACCAUACCAGGCAGCAAAUUAGUGCAGGGAAAUAAUACCAUUUUCCUGACACAAGUUUGGGGUCUUAGCCCUUGGAGAGGCAUUUUGUAUGACUACAUUCGUUUCGAAGCUCCAGUUGCUGAUGCCUACUAAUUCUUUAGUUAGUUUCAAAUUCAUUGCUUAUGCAUGUAAAUAUACAAUUUAAACACAUUUUUUUUUGGGAAAUAGGUGAUUGGAUUAGCUCUGUUGCGCUCAAAGGGAUAUAUAGAAGAGAGAUUUACAUUAGUCUCUUAUUUUUUGGCUCUUGUCAGCUAAUUUUUCAGAUGUUUGUAGGAAAAGAAGGGAGGAAAAUUUAUAUUGCUAUGAUAAAUAAAUAAAUUACUUUUAGAUCAUAAAGUGGCUUUAUAUUUCUUGAAGCAAUUUAUUGUUGAACUUGGCUUAUUUUUGUAAGAUUAUUAGACAAGAAUCAUGCAAUAAAAUUUUUAU